AUGGUCCGCAUCCUCAUCCUCGGCGCAACAGGCUACAUCGGCCUCACCACCGCCCUCGCCCUCCGGCGGCACUCCCACAUCGUCUACGGCCUCGCCCGCACGCCCUCCAAAGCCGCCCUCCUCGCCUCCAACGAAAUCCUCCCCAUCCUCGGCACCCUCGACGACUCCGCCUACCUCCUCGCAAUCUCCACGCACAACAUCGACGUCGUCAUCGACGCCGCGGGGGCCAACAACGGGAGUUUCAAGAUCUUUGAGGAUGUGAAGCGGGUUGGUCAGGAGAGGUUGGCGAAACGCGGGAAGGGGAGUCCGAAGUUGGGGUUUGUGUAUACGUCCGGGACGUGGGUUCAUGGGAGUUCGGAUGCGCGUAUGAAUGAUCUGGAUCCGGUGGAUCGUGAGGAUGCGGCUGCUCCGCCGCCGGGGUUGGUGAGCUGGAGGCCGAAGUUGGAAAAGGCGAUUUUGGAAGCGAGGGAUGUGUUGGAUGUGGUUGUCAUUCGGCCGGGGUGUCUUUAUGGGAGGGGGAGUUUUAUUUGGGGUGGCUGGUUUGGGCUGUUGCAGGGGGCGGUGGAGGGGAGGAGGGAGAGUGUGGAGGUGGAGUGUGAUGCUGAUGCCACGCUCUCCCUUGUCCACGUCGAUGAGGUUGCGGGUGCGUUGACGGUGGCGGCGGAGAAGGUCUCUGCUCUUGGGGGUACUUCGGUGUAUCCUGUCUUCGAUGUUGUGUCGUCCAGGGAGUCGGCGAGGUUGAUUCUGGAGGGUGUGGCGAGGGCGAUGGGGUUUGAGGGGGUUGUGAAGUUUGCUAAACCGAAGGAUCCUUUCGCUGUGGCGAUGAGUACGAAUGCGAGGUUGGAUUCUACGAGGAUUAGGGAUCUGCUGGGGUGGGAGUCGAAGAGGGUGUUUGGGAUGUUGGAUGAGAUUGAACUGGUAACGGCGGCGUGGAAGGCGAGCAACAGUAAGGCUUGA
Molecule: messenger RNA, 957 nt
Organism: Zasmidium cellare ATCC 36951
Lineage: Eukaryota; Fungi; Ascomycota; Dothideomycetes; Mycosphaerellales; Mycosphaerellaceae
Exons: 1
Coding region: 1-957 (318 amino acids)
Source: RefSeq, a predicted model, not a curated record